CGGCGGCUUCGGGCGGAGUUUGGCGAGCAGCGACGCGGUGUAGUCAGACGGCAGUGGUCCUGGGAGGCGACAGCUCGGGUCCGGGCUUCUUUCUGCUUCUCCGCCGCAUUCACUGCCGCGCCCCGGCCUCCCGCCAAUCCUCGAUGCAGAGCUGGGCGGCCGCGUGAUGGGGCUGCGGAGCGGCGCCCUGCGGCUCGCGGCGGCCGCUGCCUGCGCUGAGGUGCGUCGGUGCCCGGCCUCCCGCGCCCCUGCGCGCCGCGGCGUCUUCUGACUCGGCCGGCUCGCCCGUCGGUCCGCAGCGCGGCUGAGGAACCUUGAACAUAACUUCAAAAGAAGAUUUGAGUUUUACUUCUGGACUGCAUAUAGAAGGCUAUCAGAAUGUCGGGAGCCUCUGUGAAGGUAGCCGUUCGAGUGAGGCCCUUCAAUUCCCGAGAGACCAGCAAGGAGUCCAAGUGCAUCAUUCAGAUGCAGGGCAACUCGACCAGUAUUAUCAACCCAAAGAACCCAAAGGAAGCACCAAAGUCUUUCAGCUUUGACUACUCUUACUGGUCUCACACCUCGCCUGAAGACCCCUGCUUUGCAUCUCAGAGCCGCGUGUACAAUGACAUUGGGAAGGAGAUGCUCUUGCAUGCCUUCGAAGGCUAUAAUGUCUGUAUCUUUGCCUAUGGGCAGACCGGUGCUGGGAAAUCCUACACGAUGAUGGGGAAACAAGAAGAGAGCCAGGCCGGGAUCAUCCCACAGUUGUGUGAAGAACUUUUUGAGAAGAUCAAUGACAACUGUAAUGAAGAUAUGUCUUACUCCGUGGAGGUGAGCUACAUGGAAAUUUACUGUGAGAGAGUACGAGAUUUGCUGAAUCCCAAAAACAAGGGUAAUUUGCGUGUGCGUGAACACCCACUUCUCGGACCCUAUGUGGAGGAUCUGUCCAAGCUGGCAGUCACUUCCUACACUGACAUUGCUGACCUCAUGGAUGCUGGGAACAAAGCCAGGACGGUGGCAGCUACCAACAUGAACGAGACGAGUAGCCGUUCCCACGCUGUGUUUACCAUUGUUUUUACCCAGAAGAAACAGGAUCCUGAGACGAACCUUUCUACUGAGAAGGUCAGUAAAAUCAGCCUGGUGGAUCUAGCAGGAAGUGAACGAGCUGAUUCAACUGGCGCCAAAGGAACUCGAUUAAAGGAAGGUGCAAAUAUUAACAAGUCUCUUACAACUUUGGGCAAAGUCAUUUCGGCCUUGGCAGAGGUGGAUAACUGCACAAGCAAGAGUAAAAAGAAGAAGAAAACUGAUUUUAUUCCUUACAGGGAUUCUGUUCUUACUUGGCUCCUUCGAGAAAAUCUAGGUGGCAACUCCCGAACUGCAAUGGUGGCUGCUCUGAGUCCCGCAGACAUCAACUAUGAUGAAACCUUGAGCACGCUGAGGUAUGCAGAUCGUGCAAAACAGAUUAAAUGCAACGCUGUUAUCAAUGAGGACCCGAAUGCCAAGCUGGUUCGGGAGCUGAAGGAGGAAGUGACCCGACUGAAGGACCUUCUCCGUGCUCAGGGGCUGGGGGACAUUAUCGAUAUUGAUCCAUUGAUGGAUGAUUACUCUGGAAGUGGAGGCAAAUAUCUGAAAGAUUUUCAGAACAAUAAGCAUAGGUACUUGCUAGCCUCUGAGAAUCAACGCCCUGGCAAUUUCUCCACAGCAUCCAUGGGGUCCCUCACUUCAUCCCCGUCUUCAUGCUCACUUAAUAGUCAGGCGGGCCUAACCUCUGUGACCAGUAUUCAAGAGAGGAUUAUGUCUACACCUGGAGGGGAGGAAGCCAUUGAACGUCUGAAGGAGUCAGAGAAGAUCAUUGCUGAGUUGAAUGAAACCUGGGAAGAGAAACUUCGUAAAACAGAGGCCAUCAGAAUGGAGAGAGAAGCCUUGUUGGCUGAGAUGGGAGUUGCCAUACGGGAAGAUGGGGGAACACUUGGCGUUUUCUCACCUAAAAAGACUCCACACCUUGUUAACCUCAAUGAAGACCCUCUAAUGUCAGAGUGUUUGCUUUAUUAUAUCAAGGACGGAAUUACAAGGGUUGGCCAAGCAGAUGCUGAGCGGCGCCAGGACAUCGUGCUGAGUGGGGCCCACAUUAAAGAAGAGCAUUGUAUCUUUCGGAGUGAGAGAAACAACACUGGCGAAGUUAUUGUGACCUUAGAGCCCUGUGAGCGCUCAGAAACCUAUGUGAAUGGCAAGAGGGUGGCCCAUCCUGUUCAGCUGCGCUCAGGGAACCGUAUCAUCAUGGGUAAAAAUCAUGUUUUCCGAUUUAACCACCCUGAGCAAGCGCGAGCAGAGCGGGAGAAGACUCCCUCAGCUGAGACCCCCUCUGAGCCUGUGGAUUGGACAUUUGCUCAGAGAGAACUUCUCGAAAAACAAGGGAUUGAUAUGAAACAGGAGAUGGAGAAAAGGCUUCAGGAAAUGGAGAUCCUUUACAAAAAGGAGAAGGAGGAAGCUGAUCUUCUUCUGGAGCAGCAGAGACUGGACUAUGAGAGUAAAUUGCAGGCCUUGCAGAAGCAGGUUGAGACUCGAUCUCUGGCUGCAGAGACAACGGAAGAGGAAGAGGAGGAGGAGGAAGUUCCUUGGACACAGCAUGAAUUUGAGUUGGCCCAGUGGGCGUUCCGGAAAUGGAAGUCUCACCAGUUUACUUCAUUAAGGGACUUACUCUGGGGCAAUGCGGUAUACCUGAAGGAAGCCAAUGCUAUCAGUGUGGAACUGAAGAAAAAGGUGCAGUUCCAGUUCGUUCUGCUGACUGACACACUGUACUCCCCUGUGCCUCCCGAACUGCUUCCCACGGAGAUGGGGAAAACUCACGAGGACAGGCCUUUCCCUCGGACAGUGGUGGCUGUGGAAGUCCAGGAUCUGAAGAAUGGAGCAACACAUUAUUGGUCUUUGGAUAAACUCAAGCAGAGACUGGAUCUAAUGCGAGAGAUGUAUGACAGGGCAGGUGAGGUGGCCUCCAAUGCCCAAGACGACAGCGAGACGACCAUGACAGGCAGCGACCCGUUUUACGAUCGGUUCCACUGGUUCAAACUUGUGGGAAGCUCCCCUAUUUUCCACGGCUGUGUGAAUGAGCGCCUUGCCGACCGCACACCCUCCCCCACUUUUUCCACGGCCGAUUCCGACAUCACUGAACUGGCUGACGAGCAGCAGGAUGCCAUGGAGGACUUUGAUGAUGAGGCCUUCGUGGAUGACACCGGCUCUGACGCAGGGACGGAAGAGGGAUCAGAGCUCUUCAGUGAUGGGCAUGACCCAUUUUACGACCGAUCCCCUUGGUUCAUUUUAGUAGGAAGGGCAUUUGUGUACUUGAGCAACCUGCUGUAUCCAGUGCCCCUGAUUCACAGGGUGGCCAUCGUCAGUGAGAAGGGGGAAGUGCGGGGCUUCCUUCGAGUGGCUGUGCAGGCCAUUGCAGCGGAUGAAGAAGCUCCUGAUUAUGGCUCUGGAAUUCGACAGUCAGGAACAGCUAAAAUAUCUUUUGAUAAUGAGUACUUUAAUCAGAGUGACUUCCCUUCAGCUGCAAUGACUCGUUCUGGUCUGUCCUUGGAGGAGCUGAGGAUUGUUGAGGGACAGGGCCAGAGUUCUGAAGUCAUCAGUCCUCCAGAAGAAGUCAAUCGAAUGAAUGACUUGGAUUUGAAGUCGGGCACUCUGCUGGACGGGAAGAUGGUGAUGGAAGGAUUUUCCGAAGAGAUUGGUAACCACCUGAAACUGGGCAGUGCGUUCACUUUCCGAGUCACUGUGCUCCAGGCCAGUGGGAUCCUGCCGGAGUAUGCAGACAUCUUUUGUCAGUUCAACUUUUUGCAUCGGCAUGACGAAGCGUUCUCCACUGAACCCCUGAAGAACAACGGAAGAGGAAGUCCCCUGGGCUUUUACCAUGUACAGAAUAUUGCAGUGGAGGUCACCGAGUCAUUUGUGGACUACAUCAAAACCAAACCCAUCGUGUUUGAGGUCUUCGGGCAUUACCAGCAGCACCCACUUCAUCUGCAAGGACAAGAGCUUAACAGUCCACCUCAGCCAUCUCGAAGAUUCUUCCCCCCACCCAUGCCACUCUCCAGACCAGUUCCAGCUACUAAGUUAAACACCAUGAACAAAACCAGCCUUGGGCAAAGCAUGAGCAAGUACGACCUUCUGGUUUGGUUUGAGAUCAGUGAACUGGAGCCUACUGGAGAGUAUAUUCCAGCUGUGGUUGACCAUACAGCAGGCUUGCCCUGCCAGGGGACAUUUUUGCUGCACCAGGGCAUCCAGCGACGGAUCACAGUGACUAUUAUCCAUGAGAAGGGCAGUGAGCUCCACUGGAAAGAUGUCCGUGAGCUGGUGGUAGGUCGGAUUAGGAAUAAACCUGAGGUGGAUGAAGCUGCAGUUGAUGCUAUCCUUUCCCUAAACAUCAUCUCUGCUAAGUCCCUCAAGUCUUCUCACAGCUCCAGCAGGACCUUCUACCGCUUUGAGGCUGUAUGGGACAGCUCCCUACAUAACUCCCUCCUUCUGAACCGAGUGACACCCUAUGGAGAAAAGAUCUACAUGACCUUAUCUGCUUAUCUGGAGUUGGAUCAUUGCAUCCAGCCAGCCGUCAUCACUAAGGAUGUGUGCAUGGUCUUCUAUUCCCGAGAUGCCAAGAUCUCACCACCACGUUCUCUGAGAAACCUCUUUGGUAGUGGCUACUCAAAGUCACCAGACUCCAACCGAGUAACUGGAAUCUACGAGCUUAGCUUAUGCAAAAUGGCAGAUACUGGGAGCCCAGGCAUGCAGAGGCGGAGGAGAAAAGUCUUGGAUACCUCGGUGGCGUAUGUUCGGGGAGAGGAGAACCUCGCAGGCUGGCGACCUCGUGGAGACAGCCUCAUCCUGGAACACCAGUGGGAGCUGGAGAAGCUGGAGCUGCUGCAUGAGGUGGAAAAAACUCGCCACUUCUUGCUGCUUCGGGAGAGACUUGGUGACAGCAUACCCAAGUCUAUGAGUGACUCACUGUCCCCCAGCCUCAGCAGUGGAACCCUUAGCACCUCGACCAGCAUCUCUUCUCAGAUCUCAACCACCACCUUUGAAAGCGCCAUCACACCGAGCGAGAGCAGUGGCUACGACUCAGCAGACAUUGAAAGCCUGGUAGACCGGGAGAAAGAACUGGCUACAAAGUGCCUGCAGCUUCUCACCCACACUUUCAACCGAGAAUUCAGCCAGGUACAUGGCAGCAUCAGUGACUGUAAGUUGUCUGACAUCUCUCCGAUUGGACGCGACCCCUCAGUGUCCAGUUUCAGCAGUUCCACCCUCACGCCCUCCUCCACAUGCCCCUCCCUGGUGGACUCCAGGAGCAGCUCUAUGGAUCAGAAGACCCCAGAAGCCAACUCUCGUGCCUCUAGUCCCUGCCAGGAGUUUGAACAGUUUCAGAUCAUCCCAACUGUGGAGACACCCUAUUUGGCCCGAGCAGGAAAGAAUGAAUUUCUCAAUCUUGUUCCAGACAUUGAAGAAGUUAGAGCGGGCUCAGUGGUGUCUAAGAAAGGAUACCUGCAUUUCAAAGAGCCACUUUCCAGUAACUGGGCUAAACAUUUCGUUGUGGUUCGUCGCCCUUACGUCUUCAUCUAUAACAGUGACAAAGACCCAGUAGAGCGUGGCAUCAUUAACCUGUCCACAGCACAGGUGGAGUACAGCGAGGACCAGCAGGCCAUGCUGAAGACACCUAAUACUUUUGCUGUGUGCACAAAGCACCGUGGGGUCCUUCUGCAAGCUCUCAAUGACAAAGACAUGAAUGACUGGUUAUAUGCCUUUAACCCACUUCUGGCUGGCACAAUAAGGUCAAAACUCUCUCGCAGAUGCCCAAGCCAGCCAAAAUACUAAGCGACCCUCCUGAGCCUUGCUCACCUUCGACAGAUAAAGAAAGUGUUACCUCUCAUUCUCUUUGUGACUCUUGACGGUUAUUCUUGUAUGUAAUCCUGUGGCUUAACGACUUUCCCUCGUCAUCCUGCACUUCUCUAGUUCUCCUGCUCCCUUUCUCCAUGGCUCUGUCCUCUCUUCAUUCUUGUGCUGACUUGUAGCAUGUGGCCUAACAAAGGGGAACAAACCCACUACACAUUCAUACACACUCACAUUCACACACCCCGAGGGGUCCAGCAGGUCUCCAAAUGAUUUUCCUGCAUACUUCAGCUUCCUUUUGGACGAUAGGUCCCCUUCAUGGUCACUGUCCGGCUGUUGUCUCUGUACAGCUCUGGUUUUCAGGGUAACUUCUCUGUCUCUCUUUCUUUUCCCCCUUUGUUUAUGAUAAUCUACUUUUUGCUGGGUGGCUGAGAGACUAAGGGAGGAGACAUUUGGUAUUUUUAGCCAGGAGAAAAAAAAA
Rattus rattus (black rat) is the source of this 6325-nucleotide messenger RNA. RefSeq names its product kinesin family member 1B (gene Kif1b). The transcript has 49 exons. The record is from RefSeq and is a predicted model, not a curated record. Lineage: Eukaryota; Metazoa; Chordata; Mammalia; Rodentia; Muridae. Gene Ontology annotation, biological process: microtubule-based movement. Gene Ontology annotation, molecular function: microtubule binding; microtubule motor activity; ATP binding. Bases 379 to 5829 code for a protein of 1816 amino acids.